UGGGCAAAUGAUAAUAACUUGUGAUAAACCACCUCGCAAAAUCAGUCUAGGAAUUUCCUUCUGCGGUUUGUUUUGGAUGUGUGUGGGUGUUUAUGAUGUGCUACCUCAAUUUGAGUCGUCUGGAAUACUUUGGAUUAAUUAAUUAUGACUACGAUCAGGCAAUUUAAUUUGGAGAUCCCGUAAAGUUUUUCCAGUGUUGUGGUUGGACCACAUACUUUUUAAAACCACGUUGCUAACAGCCUGGAGUUGUCACGCUUUUGAUUGGGAUUAUUACUUUUAAUUACAAGAACUUCUCAGCUUUUCACGAACCAUUUUAUCACUGGAGUUUUUCAAAUGGAUCAGCAGAGAAAGGAAAGGACCAGACGGAAGCCUUCCAGUCGCGACCCUUCUCCGGAGUUGAGUAAAACUCGAGCACGGCACCACAAGAAGGACCACUCACCAGCUGAGAACCCAACGGGGGCAGCGGUUAGUUGUACGGCAGGGCAGUCUGUUGCGUCACCCGCUGCUGUAAACAAGGCCGUCUCGGGCUGUGGGCCUGGGGCUGCUUGUGGUAGUACUUCGGGGAUGUUUGAAAAAGAGAAAUGGAUGUCCAAGCUGGAGGACCCGCUGGAAAAACAGCGAAUCAGAGAGCGUCUAGGAGCAAUGCAUGCUGGGAAAAAAGAUGCUGACGAUAAACAACGAGGCAGAGGACCAAUGGUGGUGCGCCCUCCAUCCCCUGCAUUAAACACAUUGAACUCUGGGUCUUCUGGGAGCAAGGUUGACGGAAUAAAGAGGCCAGUUACGCUAAGAACGCGACGAUCGCCAUCGCCAAAACAGAACCCAGACUCAGUCUUCACACAACAGGUUGUCUGCCGAUCUGAGUCUCCCACGUCACCAAGGAUACCGAGACAUCGAUCAAGAAUAUCCCCAGCGAGUUCCCGCCCUCCAUCCCCACCCUUUGUACACAGACGAAGCCCCUCCCCCCAGGGGGAGAUCUGUAUCGCCAUUGCUGAAGAAAUCUUACGGAAGAGAGUUGAAAGGUCACUUCAUGCCAGACUGUACUUCCUACAACAGAGUGGACCAAACUCAUUCGUGAUUGGUGGAGAUUCACCCAAUCACAAAUACAAGGUCGUCAUUGGACCGCAGAAUUGUAACUGUGGAAAGGGUCCAUUUUGUCUGCAUGUAUUAUUUGUGAUGCUUCGUGUGUUCCAAGUAAAAGAAGGAGAUCCGAUGCUAUGGAGUAGAACGCUCAUGAACUAUGAGGUUGAAACAUUAUUCAGAAACUACCAAGCCAGACAGAAGACCCGUCUAAAACGUUCAUCAUCAAAAGCGACCAAUCAGCAACAGAGGAAGUCGUCCAAUGAGGGUUCAGUUGAGAUGACAUCAUCCACCUGCACCGGUUCCUCCGAUAACACAAUGAAUAGCGAUCAGAGCAAUAAAGAAGAGGACCUUUGCCCAAUCUGCCUCUUGGAGAUGAUAGACGGGGAGAGUCUUGUGGUGUGCCAAGAUGGCUGUCGUAAUAGGCUUCACCACCACUGUGUUGCCAUCUGGGGAGCGGAGUGUGAGAGACAGAACGAAGCCCUCAACUGUCCUCUCUGUCGUACAAAGUGGGACAGUCCACAUGAGGAUGGGGGUGAUACACCUCCUAAUGAAUGCAACGGUGUACCCCCUAAUACUAGGCAACCCUCUCCAGCACCCUCACCUAGGCUGAUGAGGCGUGCCAGCAGGCAACAAUCGGAUAACAGUGAGCUGCCUCCAGAGACCAUGCCUUGGAUCGAGGAAUUUUCUGAAGAAAUCAUUCGGCCGUUAUUCUCUCGAGAGUGGAGCCUCCGAGAAACUGGUUUCCAUCACCUGAGGCCGGCCAUGCGUGCCAAGAUGCAGUCACAAGAGGGGGGUGUUGUUUACAGACAGAUUGAUGAAGCGUUGAUCAAAAGCUGCUGUGAGAUACUUGCACUUGGAUGCUCAGAUCCUGUGUACAAGGUGUACGUAGCUUCACUGAAAGGACUGCGGACUCUACUGUCUUGUAUCCAGUGUUUCAAUGAGGACGAGAGACAGAGAUUGAGGCAGCAACUCAAACAAGUCAUUGAACCAAUUCUUUUCAAGUGUGCUGACGGAAACAGACGCACCAGUCAGCUCUCAAUCUCAGCUCUGAUUGAGCUGAGCAAAGGACAAGCGGGUGAGCUUGCCUUGGGUCGAGAAGUCUCAGCAUCAGAUUUGGUUGGUCUUGGUGCAGUGGAGUACGUUGAAGAGUGCAUCUAUGAUUCCUCUUUGUCCUUCGAGCCAGCUUGGCAACCCCAUCUUGGUCGCCUGUGCGUCCUGGAGAAACUCAUGAAAGAAUUUCCAGAGGAGUAUGUCCCUGAUCAGCAUGAGGUGGUUCCAACACACAACUCUCACUGUAAUCGCCUGAUGUGUGUCCUACGCUUCGCCCUGACGGCCAUACCCAACGCCCACAGCCGCAUCUGCAAGCUUGGUAAGAGACUCUUCGUCAACGUCGCGCGGAAUACAGUCCACAUGCCGCAGCUCUACGAAAAGGUCUGCGAUUCAGUGGCAGAGCUUGACAAUGACCUGCAGCAUGGGAUACAGCGGCGACUCACAAACAUUCUGGAUGACUUUGAAGCCUCUAGGAAUGUUGCUGAACGGUUGCAGGAGACGGAUAUGCAUAUCUAUGGGAGAGUUGUCAUGGACCUGGAGGAUGAUAUAGAAAGAAACAGUGAGACUGCUCAAGCUCCAGAGGGCUUACUAACACCACCACCCACCCCACCAUCACAAGGUGCUACCCAAUCCAAACAAUCAGCUUCCAAAAUCCCUGUAUUGGUGCAGGAUAAUCAAGGACAAAUUAGACCACAUGUUGUCAUCAGGUGUAAGGCAAACUCAAGGCAAAAUAGUGUGCAGGCCAUCCAGAGCGAUGGCACACCCCAAAGGGCUACCAACAACCAAACCGAGGACCUCUCCGACCUGUCCCUAUCCAUGUCUCCUUGCUCACCCACCGAUCGGGCCAUCACCUUCAAGAGUGAGGUAGCAACAGCCAACUGGUCGUCACCGACACACGCUCCAAAGGUCCCAAGCUGCAAGGAGCAGAUUGAGAUUGAGGAAGCGGAAGCCAUUGCUGUUGCUUUAGAAACAUCAAUUACCCAGAACCCUCUUCCAGUGGUACCAGGAUUGACACCUGCAAAGGACGAGGAUGUCAUUGUUCACAUACAGAGUGAGGAUGGUGAUACACCAAGAGAGAAGUGCUACGUAGAGAAGGAGCAUUGGGUUAAGGGUGUACUGCUGGGAACCGGUGCAUUCUCAAGCUGCUACCAGUCAAGGGAUAUUAAGACGGGAACAUUAAUGGCAGUCAAACAGGUUUCUUUCAUCAGGAAUAAAAAUUGCGACCAAGAGAAAGUUGUAUCUUCCUUGAUGCGUGAGAUCAAACUCAUGAAGGAGUUGGACCACCCGAACAUUGUCAGACUGCUGGGUGCAACGAGACACAAUGGACACUUCAAUGUCUUUGUGGAGUGGAUGGCAGGUGGUUCAGUGGCCUCCGUUCUGUCUGCUUAUGGUGCUUUUGAAGAGGCGGUGUUGUUGAAAUACACCAAACAGCUUCUUACUGGUGUGGCAUUCCUCCACAGCAAGCAUGUUGUGCACAGAGAUCUGAAAGGUGCCAAUCUGUUACUGGACAGUACGGGUCAGCAUUUACGCGUAGCAGACUUUGGCACCGCUGCCGAGAUGGCAUCAAAGGCAACCGCUGAGGGAGAGUUCAAAGGUCAGCUCAUCGGAACUAUUGCGUUCAUGUCACCAGAGGUAUUAAGAGGUGAAACGUAUGGUCGUUCCUGCGAUGUAUGGAGUAUUGGAUGCUGUAUGGUUGAGAUGUCCACUGCCAAUCCUCCAUGGAAUGCAUCCGCAAUCUCCAAUCAUCUUCAGCUCAUCUUUAAGAUUGCCAGCGCUGAAGGACCCCCUCCCGUACCAGAAGACUUGUCAGCCCCAACCAGAGAUCUGUUACUACGAUGCUUUGAGCACAAGCCUGUAAACCGAGAGAGCUCUGCUGAUCUCCUCAAGCAUGCUGUAUUCACACGGCUCUAAAUGUAUGGAGGCAAGGCUAGCUGCUGAAACAAUGUUAAACUCGUUGCUUGAUGGCCGUGGCCAGGAUUCUAACCCUAACCCAGACAAAAAUCUGUCUGAAGAUGCCUGAAUCUGUCUGAAAUCUGAAGCAUAUUGUAUGCACACGGCUCUGAAUGUAUGGAGGCCAGGCUAGCUGCUUACACAAACUCAUUGCUUGAAGGUCUUAGCCAGGAUUCUAACCCUUAAAUCAACCACCAGGGCCCAAGUUCAUAGAGUAAGCUAAGCGAAACAAAAUGAUGCUAACCAGAAUAAGGUCACCAUCCAAAAAACCAUGUCACAUGUACAAUUAAUGACAGUUAUCCUGUUCAUAAGCAGGUAUUUAAGUAGUGUUUUCUGCUUCAGCAGCUCUUUGAAAUUGGGCAUGGAUAGAAAUGGUAGCAAGAUAAUGCUAGGUGCCUUAAUUUAUUAUGUGUUUUUACAGAUAAACCAUUUUGUAGAUCCCACUUGCCCAAUUAAAGGUAUUUCAGAUUCCAAGAGUUUCACUAAACACUAAAUAAAACCAAACUGAAAAGUUCUUACAAGUUAUCGGUGUCAACAAUACAGAUAGUUCAGAAAAAUCCUUUAACAUUCAGUCAUUUUAAGAAUUGAACUGGCAAGGUUUCUGUAAAUCCUUUAACAUUCAGUCAUUUUAAGAAUUUAACUGGCAAGGUUUCGGUUCAGUUGCAAAAUUCUUUCAGAGCCCAGUUUGUUUCAAGUUCACCAACAAACUCAUUUCUAGUAACUUCUACAUUUGGCUUCAACACUUUGUUUUACAUUGGGAGUUAUCCACCACUUAACAUGUACUCCAAACCAAGCAAUGGUUCUUAUCAAAUGUCUUAAAGUAUGAAAGAGUGAACAGUUUUGUUUUGAAUAAGAUAUGUACAUUUUAUAAUGUAAAUGUUUUAGUUUGAACGAUUGUGUAGUUGUGUAUAUUAUAGGACAGGGUAUGACAGAAUGAUAUGCUGUUUGGCCACACAUUCUUGAUCUGUCAGUGUCACAUGUUAUUGUUUUAUAAAUUUAUGUUCCAUUUUGCGUUUAUGCAAUCAGAUUAUUUUGCUCCAAAUAUAAAUCAUAUAUUAUACAAAUAACCAAAUAGGUGUUUUUAGACAAGAUAAAUAAACAAUUUUAUUUGUGUAUAAUUUUGUGUACAAAUCUCAGACGUAUCCACCACAGGUAGUACUUAACAACUCAUUCAUUUGUAAAUUAACUAUUACUUUCUAGUAUAUGUUUCUUUUAUGUAUCCACUACUUAUGUAUUCACUUUGCAACGUCUACUUAAUAACAAUUGCAACAGUUUUUCUCUAAGUGACAUGUUCAUUUUUGAAACCGUAUUCAUUAACGUUAUCAGUAUGUAUGUGAAUAUAUAUUUGUCUAUUUGACAUUUGCAUUUUUUUACAAAGCUGAUAGAAAUGAAUCCGUCCAAACUUCACCUCUUCAGAUGUUUUUGAAAUAACAAACACACUGUCUGUUGUGAAUACUAAUUGUGUUUGAUGUAAAUAUAAGCAAGUGGUAUCAAAAGCAAGGUACAACAUUGGUAACUCUUUAAAAACAAAAUGGUGGAAUUCACUUGAGGUUUCACAUCAAAAAGUAAACUUUUUAGUUUUAUCUUUUUGGAAGAAUACUUUCUGUUUGCAAUGCACUGCAAUUCCUGAAAAAUCAACUGAAUCCUCAAGGUUUUUAGAAGCUCUGGGGCAAGUUAGGUUUAGGGAGUAAGUGCCAAUGGCAUACCUUGUCUUUAUUUAUCACUGUACAUUUGUACAACAAGUGUGUUUAACAAGUAUGUGCGUAGGGUGACUGAUAUGAAAGUGCCUUGAAUCGGUCAUUAGGAAAGGUUUGUAAAGUUCAGUAAUAUACUUUGAACAGUUGGCUCAAAGACUACAAGUGUCCCCCCCCCCCUCUUAAAGUCAAAAGGUUAUGAAAAAGUGUCUGUUGGGGAAUCAUAACUAUUUUUAUUUUAGAAAACAAAUAAACAUUAUUUGAAUUUUUUUUUCAAAAUGUUGCAAUUUUAAUUGUAAUUUUCUGUAGAGAGGGGUACUUCUUUUGUUAACUUCUUUUUCUUUUUCAAUUUUCUUGAAGUGAAGGUUUUAACUUUAUGAUUUUAAUUAAAUUAUGUUACAUCACAGAUGUGCUACAUGUUGGGACCAUUCACAUAUUUGUUUUUUACACAAAGGAAGUCAUCCACAUGAAAAAAGGACCAAGGAUUGUGAAGAAAACGCAAUAACUUUUAUAAACAAGUGUUUUUACAGCCUGCCUAAAGAUGAAAAGGACCGAGUUAUGUGAAGUGUAUUUUUGUAACGGAAGAAGUUUGUUUUUAAUUUUGGAAACGAGUGAUACAGUAUUCUUAUAAAUGUACAGUAUUGUAAGAUAAUUUUAUUAUAAAGUAUUUCUUCAGUAUUUCUUAUGAAAUAAAGACCUUGAUCCAAUUUGAUAAAAAUUUGUAAAGGAGAAAGUGUUGAAAAAAUGGUCAGGUGACUUUAACGAGCAUGUUUAUGUACUUAACCUCUUGUGUCUGAGGUGGGGCACAAGACAUACAAGGUGACCACCUUAAGACAAGUUUUAAAAGUGUUGACUGAUCCAAACACAAGUCCAGAGGUAGUUUAGAACUGACAAUGCUUAUAUAUGAGGUGUAUUAUGUUUGUGUUAUGUGAACUCAUGUUGUUGUUUGGAUCAAAAGAAGAAAAAAGCUGCAAAGACGACCUCAUUUGGUGAGAUUUCUAUUUCAGGAAAAUGAACCUCAUUUUCUACUUGCAAGUACAGUAUAUCAUUUAAACUUGUAAUAAUACCAAGUUGUAUCAUGAUUGUAUAUAGCCCCAUGUGUACAUAUUUUUUCAUCCAUUUUAUGUAUGGUACAAACAAUAAAUACUGAUUAAUUUUAUCAAAUAA
Asterias rubens (European starfish) is the source of this 6941-nucleotide messenger RNA. RefSeq names its product mitogen-activated protein kinase kinase kinase 1-like. The record is from RefSeq and is a predicted model, not a curated record. Gene Ontology annotation, biological process: protein phosphorylation. Bases 334 to 4041 code for a protein of 1235 amino acids. Lineage: Eukaryota; Metazoa; Echinodermata; Asteroidea; Forcipulatida; Asteriidae. Gene Ontology annotation, molecular function: zinc ion binding; ATP binding; protein kinase activity. The transcript is spliced from 19 exons.